Molecule: messenger RNA, 3508 nt
Organism: Osmia lignaria (orchard mason bee)
Lineage: Eukaryota; Metazoa; Arthropoda; Insecta; Hymenoptera; Megachilidae
Gene: dnr1
Product: E3 ubiquitin-protein ligase defense repressor 1
Biological process (GO): ubiquitin-dependent protein catabolic process
Cellular component (GO): cytoskeleton
Molecular function (GO): ubiquitin-protein transferase activity
Source: RefSeq, a predicted model, not a curated record
GUGUUCAGAGAAGACAGUGGUACGUUGGAUUGCGCGUAGUGCGUGUGUGGUGCGUUUACAACACUAGCGCCACGCUACAGAGACUGAAAGGUGAUUCGAUUUCGCGAACUAAUCCUGGCAGCGCGGAGCGGUCAGUACGUGUGCCAUUCUGCACCGAGAAAUGGAAGCCGACGAAACGCGUCCGAGUAAUACGAGUGCGAGCACGUUGCCGAUGGACGAAGUCGUGUGUGAGCACGCAGUGACAGCUGUGCACGAGUACGGGUUUUAAAUUUGUUAUGAUCAAGAACGUACCGGGUAGAACCGGUCGCCGACCAACUGCGAUUCCGGAGAAGAGAUCGUUUUAGAUGCGCUUGUCGAAAGUUUAGUGAACGUGAAUUUUGGUUUUUGGUUUAUCACCGCCGUUUCGGAGUCGUAUCGCGAGUUUCGGCAAGAAAGCAGGGCUGUGUGUACGAACGUCUUUGGAUACAACCUGACAAGAUGUGGUGUCUCGUUAGUCAAGCCAAUUCCGUCAUCCUCGAAGUGCAAGUCGACCCUAAAGCCAUCGGUCAGGAGUGUCUUGAAAAGGCAUGCGACUGUCUCGGCAUUAGCAAGGAGUGCGACUACUUUGGAUUGAAGUAUCAGAACGCAAAGGGCGAAGAGCUUUGGUUGAAUCUAAGGAAUCCCAUAGAAAGACAAACGGGUGGUGGUGUAGCGCCUCUAAGGUUCGCACUGAGGGUUAAGUUUUGGGUGCCGCCUCACCUGUUGCUGCAAGAAGCCACCAGGCAUCAAUUUUAUUUACACUCACGUUUGGAACUGGUGGAGGGUAGGUUGAAAGUGUCCGAUUGGACCAGUGUGGCGCGUCUGAUCGCUUUGAUAGCGCAAGCAGACGCAGGUGAUUACGACGCGUUGUCGCCACCCCAUGCGCUCUAUUCCCAAUGCUGUCAGAUACAACCGACGGAACCGUGCGAACCGAAACCUCAGGAUUUCCUGCACCGGAUAGUUCAGCAACACAAAGAAAUCAAGGGCAUGAAACCAUCCACCGGCGAGUAUUGGUUGCUAAAAGAGAUCUCGAAUCUAGACACUUUCGGCCAGGAAAUGUUUCACAGUAAAUUUGGAUACAACGGAGUAUCGAUGAUCGGUGUUGGACCUCACGGUAUUACAGUGUACCGUAGCAACGACGAAGAAACGCAAAAUAUACCGUAUACGGCGAUACAAAGCGCAACGUCUCAACGUCGAAUGUUUCAUUUAGUUUACCUGUCGCUCGACGGUGAAGAGACCUCGUUGAACUUUAAAUUAGAUUCCAGCCAAUCCGCAAGUGGACUUUACAGAGCAAUUACCGAAAAACACGCGUUUUACAGCUGCGAGACGGUUAGGAGCGCGGUGACCGCUCAGUUUAUACGAGACUUGAAGGGUACUAUAAUCUCGAUUUUCAACGAGGACUCGACGUUAGGAAAGAAGUAUGUGUUCGAUAUCCGGAGAACCUGCCGAGAAGUGUACGAUAAUGCACGACGAGCCUUGUACUGCGAAGCUACGACCGUGAAUUUGCCGGAGGAGAACGAAAUGUUGGAGAAGCACGACUGUGGGGACUGCGAGGAUCCCAAGUGCAAGGAAUCUCGGGAAUGUUUGGCAAGAUUAUUGGACGCGAUGCUCUGUCGCAUUUGCAUGGAUCGUAGCUUAGACACCGCCUUGUUCCCGUGCGGACACGCGGUGGCUUGCUUGGAUUGCGCCAGACGUUGCGAACGUUGUCCACUUUGUCGGGCCGACAUCGACCACUGCCGGACGAUAUAUCUUCCCAUCGAGCUGACGCACGUCGACAAGCACAGCCCAAAAUUGGUCUCCGAGUCCAUCGAGCCUCUCUACGGGAACGCGUCCACCGAAGAGAUUCAGAAGAGAGCUUUAGGAAACGAGAACACGGUGAACGGUAACGGCAUUUGAGAGUGCCAUCGCGGAAGAAGAUUCAACGUGGCUCAACGAUUCCUUGGAAUCUUCGCUUGUCGAACAGAGAGAACGCAUUGACGUCGUUCGUCGAAUCGAGCUUCGAUCGAGUCUUUUCAAGAUUUUCUUUUUUUAUUCUUCUCACGAUUCAAUGUAAGCUUCGAGUUACUUUUUUAACCGCGAAAAACGUAGUUUAUUUAUCGAAUGUCGAAAAAGAAAUUAUUUUCUAGCGCUUUUUUUUUUUAUACUUUGUUAAUAAAAUACGUUUCGAAGGAGUUGUAUAAUUUGCCAGAGCACUGUGACAUUUUAUGUUUAAGGACGAGCAAAGACAUCGUUUUCUUUCGCGUUUUAACACGUAGACUGCCAUGGAGGUCACCGAUCAGCGGUGCUACGAAUUUCAUUUAACGUGUUAAAUUUGAUUUGAUUUUUAAUUUUUCGAAUACCACUAAGAUUCGAAAGAUUCAUUGGUACUGUGAUCAAAAAGAUAAAAAAGAAAAACAACGCGAGUUCGUAACAUUAAUGAAAUUAAUAUCGUUUAAAAAUCUUAUCUUAUCUAUUUAUAACAAUGUUGCAAUGUUACUAAGAAUGUUGUCGAUAUUUCAUCAUUGAAUAAUUAACGAUAUUAUAACGUCUUGAUUGAACGACCGAAAAGUGCUAUUAGCAGCAUUGAUCUUUGACAAACAGUGCUGCCGUUAUUUUCAAGAGAAUCGUAUAAUUUAUAUCAAUGCAAAAUUGAAUUACGUUGUGCAAAAGAUUUUAUAUUUUCAUCGACAACUGGACGAAUAAGUUAUGUUUCUUUCUUUUUUUUUCUUUUUUUUUUUUUUAAUUUAAUCGUUGUUUACAACACUUCUUGAUACCUUUGUUCCUCUUAGAUAGAUUAUACACAUAUUUUUUUCUUUCUCUUCUUCCUCGUACGUGUAUCGACUUUCGUUCAGAUAUCGUGGUGCCGGGGUCACCAGGGUGAAGAGUUUUAUUAAAACCAGUGACCCUUCAUAUUUUUAAUAUAGCAUAUACGUUACUCAUUAUGCGUACACAGUAUCGUUUACAAAACGACUGGUAUAACGUUCCUUCUUAUAGAGGAUAUUUCAUUUAAGAUGAACGCGGAUCUCGAACGGUGUAAUCGAUCGUUGAUGGAACGCUUUUAUCAUCGAGUCGCGCGAUAUUUAUACAUUUCUGUUCGCUUCAACGUGUGUACAGGUUUAAUAUUCGAUGAACCAGAAGAGCCAUCGCUAGAAUCGAUUAACGACCAAAUAAUACGUUGUUUCUUAUUUUGAAACGUCCUGUAAAAGAAGGAAACUUUGUUACAGUAAUAUCUGUUUAUAUGUACAUAAGAGGCGAUGAUAACCCUCGGUAGGAGGGUCAAACGAGUAAAAGUCAUGAGUUCACCAAAUGUCAAAUCUGAUUUAACAGACUCAGUGCGAAUGCUAUCUUUUUAAGCAAGUCAUAAUAAAAAAAAGAAUAUAUAUUAAUUGGUGCACUUUGCACACAUAUACAUACAUACAUACAUACAUAAAGAAGAUAAUUUACGUAUCAGCAAUAUUCCCUUUGCGAAAGAGCGCGAGAAAAGCUGUUUCUGAAUCAAAAAAAAAAAAAA